Molecule: messenger RNA, 1368 nt
Organism: Gossypium raimondii (Peruvian cotton)
Lineage: Eukaryota; Viridiplantae; Streptophyta; Magnoliopsida; Malvales; Malvaceae
Exons: 12
Coding region: 118-1149 (343 amino acids)
Cellular component (GO): chloroplast
Source: RefSeq, a predicted model, not a curated record
AGGACAACAAUGGAUCCCCCGUUUUCCUGGUUUCACAACAACCACUCCCCAAAGAAAACACAAGCUUUCAUUCUCUCACACAAAUCUCUCAUCAAGCAAAAACCUUAGGGAGUAAACAUGGCGGUGGCGGGAAUCCUUAACAUCCCCAAACUCCCACUUUUCUCGUCGCUUCCUUUGCGUAAACAAUCAAGGCAACUUUCCAUUUCCAUUAAAGCCUCAAAUUCCCAAACCAGUACCAAAGAAGAAGAAAACCCAAGCUUUUCCUCUUCUUCUUCUUCUUCUUCUACUACUACUACUACAGCUACAACUUUUGCUCCUCCUCCCAACUUCAAGCCGCCAGAGCCAAAGCGAUUUGCAAUUAGACCCGACAAGACUUGGGAUAUUGUUGGGGCAUCUCUUGCUUUGUUCUUUCGGUUGGGAACUGGUGUUUUUGUUUCUGGCUAUUCAGCAUCUUUAGUUUCUGAGAAGGAGAUUCCACCAGGCCAAUAUUCUUUAGAACUAGGAGGCUCGAAGGUGAAAGAGACAUCGAAGAUAGGCCCUCGUCCGGAGAAGCCUAUCGAGAUAUAUGAGUUUGAAGGUUGUCCAUUUUGUCGAAAGGUUAGGGAAAUUGUUGCAGUUUUGGACAUUGAUGUUCUGUUUUAUCCUUGCCCCAAAAAUGGUCCGAAUUUUCGUCCCAAAGUUGCUCAGAUGGGUGGAAAGCAGCAGUUCCCUUACAUGGUGGAUCCGAAUACAGGAGUUGCUAUGUAUGAAUCAGAUGACAUAAUAAAGUAUCUGGUCGAAAAAUAUGGUGAUGGAAGUGUCCCUUUCAUGCUAUCACUCGGUCUAUUGACGACAUUGACAGCAGGAUUUGCAAUGAUAGGUCGGAUGGGAAGGGGAAAUUCCUACACCCUAUCAAAAUUGCCUCCCAAGCCACUCGAGAUAUGGUCAUACGAGGGUUCUCCAUUCUGUAAGAUUGUACGAGAAGUGCUGGUAGAAUUAGAGUUACCGCACAUUCAGCGCAGUUGUGCUCGAGGCAGCCCGAAACGGCAGAUCCUCUAUGAGAAAGCCGGACAUUUUCAGGUACCUUAUUUGGAAGAUCCAAAUACUGGAGUUCAAAUGUUUGAAAGUGCAGAAAUAGUGGAGUAUUUAAGAGCAACCUAUGCUCAAUAAUCAUCGGGUCUUUUGAAUAUGUUCUUUCAAGUUCGGUUCAUUUAUGGUCCUAUAUAACAGCAUUUGCUUAGCCUUAAUUCAAGUAAGGCCGGGCGGUGUCGGAUUUUACUAGAGAUCUUAGGUUGGAGUUAUGUGACUCCCUUUGUAUCAAAUCAAAAGGAAAAUGAAGUUAGUUAACUAUAUACCUAUUUUAUUAUUAAUACGAAAAGUGCUUCAAUA